AUCUUGUUGCUUCAUUCUUUUAUAUUAUAAAUUGCCCUCCUCUCAUAUCCCAACUUCUUAAGGUUUUCUUUUGUUGCCUCAUUUUUGUAAGCACUGGUUUGUCUCUUUGCACUGCUACUUUUUCUUGUUGCUUCAAGUGUUGCAUUUUAGCAAUCCAAUAACUACUUUGAUUUUCCUCUGGCAAUUUUUUAGGAGUCCUCCACGCAAAAGCAGUGGCUAUUCUAGGCGUGAAAGGUUUUUGUACCAUGGUUGGAUUCAGUUAGUACCUCCUAAUACUUUAAGUUUUUGGAUCAAAUGGCCCGAUAAUAUCUACUAGGAAUGGGAUGGUCUUGAACCAAUAAGGACAGCUUGUUCUUUGGCUUGGAUGCUAAGCGUCGAAUUAUUUAAUUAAAACUUGCUUAGGAUUUUGAGUUCAUUAUUCAGUGAUUAAUAAUUAUGCUUGAGGUGUGAAACAUGAGAUGCAAUGUCUGCCUAAAUAUUUGGGGAAUGAGUAUUUUAAAAAAUAUAUAUUUUAGUAUUGGUUGUAUAAUAUAUUAAUUUAUAUUCAAAUUCACAGCUCAAUUAAAAGCUAACUUCUCUUCUAUGACUUGCAUCAUAAGGGUCAAAACUAGUAUGGACUAUACAAAUUUGCUGUGCAUGGAUUGUCAAACACUUUUAAGUCACUCAACAACUGCUAUUAUAUACAUCGUUGCAUGUUCAUUUUUCUAUCAACCCCAAAUUUCCUCCUGUAAUUAAUUUAAAAUUUUAACACACACAGAGAGAGCGAGAGAGUUGCAGUGUAUGGUUAAUUAAAUAAGACAAUUUGCCAUGUUAUCUCUCUCUCUCUCUCAACCACAUGCAUUACAUGAAUAAAAAAGCUCAAAUGAAGCAACCUAUACUACUAUAAAAACCUUGCACAUAAAGCUUCAAUUAAUUUCAUUCCAUAACUAUCCUUUACAAUGCCAUCUGCAGUGUCUGCAGAGAUUAGCACAACCCAAUUACAAAAGCUUCAAUUCUCACCCAAUAACUCCUUUAAUAGGACUACUCUAACCAAAACAUUGGCCAUUUCAGGACUAGUCUUGUACUUGUUCUCCAUUUUCCUUUUCAACGAUCAUCCCAAUUGCCAAGCUUCCCACUUCUUUCUCCCGUUAGGGUUCACGCGGCCAACGCCUCCGAAACCAAACCCUACCGAUCAUCAUUCUCCCACUGAUCUCAGCCACAUUGUUUUCGGACUUCUAGGCUCUGAAAAAGGAUGGAGAUACAGGAAGUCCUACGUCGAAACAUGGUGGCGACCUAAUGUCACCCGGGGAUACCUCUACCUAGAUAGAGCUCCCGCCAAGGACCUCUUUCCGUGGUCUUCGUCCUCUCCUCCUUUUCGAGUCUUUGAAGACAACGCAAAGCUUUUAGAUCUAGAAGAGAGCAAGCACGUAGCACCGAUACUGGUUCGUUUGGUACACGCCAUUUUGGAGGCGUUUAGACAGGAACAAGAAGGAGUGAGAUGGUAUGUUAUGGGGGACGAUGACACCAUUUUUUUCGUUGACAAUAUGGUUGGGGUUUUGUCGGGGUAUGAUCAUACUAAGUACUUCUACAUCGGUGGCCAUUCGGAGACUCUCCGGUCGAAUUUCUUUCACUCGUUUGAUAUGGGGUUUGGUGGAGCUGGCUUUGCUUUGAGCUAUCCUUUGGCGGCAGCAUUGGCUAGAGAUUUAGAGAACUGCCUCGAGAGAUAUUGGUACCUUCGUGUAUCUGAUCAAUUCUUGAUGUCUUGUGUAGCUGAUUUUGGGGUUUCUCUAACUGCUCACAAAGGUCUUCAUCAGAUUGAUUUACUGCAUGAUAUAUCAGGUCUCCUAUCUGCUCACCCACAAGCUCCUUUGCUCUCCCUCCACCACUUCGACAAAGUAGACCCCAUCUUCCCCGCCAUGAACCGCAUUGAAUCCACAAACCACCUCAUGAAGGCCGCCAAUGUAGACCAGUCUCGCUUGCUGCAACAAACCAUCUGCUAUCAGAAGCAAACCAACCGGUCAUUUUCGAUCUCAUGGGGCUACUCCGCCCACGUCUACGAAAACGUCUUCCCUCGAAGCAUUCUGAAGAAACCCCUCGAGACUUUUAGGCCGUGGUCCAAGGAUCGGCCUCCGAGGCCUCCACAUUACCGGUUCGACACGCGAUGGCCUUCCGACGAUCCCUGUGAAGCUCCUCAUGUUUUCUUCUUCGAAUCCGUAGGGAAAAGUGGCAGGGGAGAUGAGAUUGUUACCAACUAUGUUCGAUCAUGGCCGCGUGGUUUGCCUGCUUGUUCAGUGUUUGGAAACCAUUCUGCAGAUUAUAUAUCCAAGAUUCAGGUCCUCUCACCAGUGAUGAAGCUCCCUGAGGAUGGAAGAAGUGAAUGCUGCGACGUUUCACCUUUGGGUGGAACUAACAUUAUAGGGGUGAAAUUGAGGGCUUGCAUGGAGGAUGAAAUAAUUGCUUAAAUUGAAUGUAACAUAUAUAUAUAUAUAUAUA
This is a messenger RNA of Cornus florida, 2472 nucleotides long. RefSeq lists its product as uncharacterized. Gene Ontology annotation, molecular function: acetylglucosaminyltransferase activity. The transcript is spliced from 3 exons. The coding region runs from base 939 to 2441 and encodes 500 amino acids. The record is from RefSeq and is a predicted model, not a curated record. NCBI's taxonomy places the organism in Eukaryota, Viridiplantae, Streptophyta, Magnoliopsida, Cornales, Cornaceae.